GCAAAGCCAACCAGGGUCCUGGUUGGGGGUGUGGCUUGGCCGUACCUUCCUGUGGCCCUCUGGGGACCCAGGAGUCAAGAGAAGGGAGCAGGGACUGGAGAGAGACCAGGCAGCUUGUCUGAGCUAAACCUUCUCUGCCCAGGCUGCCUUCAACCUCAGAUUCCCUAGGUGGGCUUGGGGAGGGCUGCGCACCCUCAGGAUGAGUCCUUCACAGCCAGCAGGUUUAAAAGCAUCUGUCUGUUGAACCAGAGAGAUUUCCCACCAGUCUUUACUCUGACCAGCCAGCACCGGGGCAGCACUGGGCAAGGCCAGGACAGUGCCAGCAGUGCAGGACUCACCUGGCAGGGAAGGAUGCAGACCUCAACCCUUCAAGCUACCAGGCCCCACAGCCGUCGCCGAGACAGGAACCAGCUUCAAGCAGAAGCCACAGUCCUGGACAAGAGGAAGCAGGCUCCCCUGGGCAGAGUGGGCCUAACCCUGUGCCCCAUCCAAGAGCAGGCGCCUCAGGCUGCCCGAAGGCCCCACAGGAGGACCUCCCAGAUGGUACAGAUGCUGCCAGGUCCCCAGCCGUCCUCCUGGAAGAGUUCCUGCGGGACAGGGACAAGCAGCUGCCCAACAACGGACAGGGUCCCUUCUUCUACAUCGGUGGCAGCAAUGGGGCCUCCAUCAUCAGCGCCUACUGCAAGAGCAAGGGCUGGCAGCACACCCAGGACAGCCAAUGGGAGGACUACAGGCCGAAAUGGCCAGCAGCUAUUAUUACAGCUCCCCAACAACAAGCUGCUCACAACCAAGAUUGGGCUACUUAGUGCCCUGUGGGAGCAUGAACGGACCCUAAGCAAGGUGAACCAGAUGCCACCGGGUGCCCAGGCCAGGGUGCCAAAAAUGGAGGAUUUUUUCCCUGAGACCUACCGCCUGGACAUCAGCAAUGAGAGGCAGACUUUCUUCGCCCUGUUUGAUGAAACCCAGAUAUGGAUCUGCAAGCCCACAGCGUCCAACAAGGGAAAGGGCAUCUUUCUGAUCAGGAGCCAGGAGGAGCUCGCCAUCCUGCAGGCCAAGACACACAGCACCAAGGAUGGUCCACUUCACAGCAAGACGUCCUUCAGGGGGCCUCAGGCACGGGUGGUACAAAGGUAUAUUCAGAAUCCACUGCUGCUGAAUGGAAAGAAGUUUGAUGUGCGUUCCUACCUGCCCAUCGCCUGUGCCGUGCCCUACAUGGUCUUUUUUGGCCAUGGCUAUGCUCGCCUCACCCUCAACCUCUACGACCCCCACUCCAGUGACCUCAGUGGCCACUUGACCAACCAAUUCAUGCAGAAGCAGAGCCCCUUGUACAUGUUGCUAAAGGAGGACACAGUAUGGAGCAUGGACCACCUCAACCACUAUAUCAAUGACAAGUUCCAGAGGACCAAGGGACUCCCCCGGGACUGGGUCUUCACUACCUUCACGAGGCGGAUGCAGCAGAUCAUGACCCACUGCUUCCUGGCAGUCAAGUCCAAGCUGGAGCGAAAGCUGGGUUACUUCGACCUCAUUGGCUGUGAUUUCUUGAUUGAUGAGAACUUCAAGGUGUGGCUGCUGGAGAUGAACUCCAACCCCGCCCUGCACACUAACUGUGAGGUCCUGAAGAAGGUGAUCCCCGGCGUGGUCAUGGAGACCCUGGACCUAGCGCUUGAGACCUCCCAGAAGAGCCUUCGAGGCCAGAAGAUGCUACCCAUGCGAUCGCAGCGCCGCUUCACGCUCCUGCACAAUGGAGAGGCGGACCAGAGCCCAAACCCGCGCCUGCGCCCCGCGGCCUCGAGUGCCCGGCUCCGCCCACCGGCGCCUCCCCGCCCCCGGCCACCAGGCCCCACCCCCGGGGAGCAGCCGUCUGGGCGGAGGGGCACAGGCCAACGGGGCUGCUAGCGGGACGCAUCUCCUGGGACCAUAAAGGCUAUAUGUGACAAUGCGUCCUCCCCAGCGUCCAGUCCCGGACCCCAGGUUUCCCUCUGCCCUACCACCGACCUUAAGGAGGCAGGAUAGCAGGGAAGGUUGGGGUAGCGACCCCCCCACCCCGUCCCCGUCCCCGUCCCACCUCCGGGUAUCCUUGGCCUCUCAGCCCCCAGGACCCUCGUGAGGAUCCAGUCGCACUCACAUAGCCUCUGGGGGCCCCUCUCAAUUGCUCCUCAGGCCACAGGGGGCUCACGCCACCCUGCCCAGCACAGCAGACAUGGCCUCUCUUCAGACCAGGGUCGCUCUCCCACGAACCUUGGUGAGGUGAACGCACAAUCAGGGCAGAAUGGUCCCUGGAAGGUUGCUCUGAGCUCCCAGGCAGAACCUUGGCAGGUCCCUAAGUGUCCAGGGCUCCACAAGUGACCCUGCACACACACACACACACACACACACCACCUCUUCAUUACCCCACCUCUUCAUUACCCCCUGGCUUCCAGCUGCCCACCCCAGCCAUUGUGUGCACUUUCUCGAAGCCUGGGUCAAGUGGAAAACUCCUCCUACCCUGCCCACACUUCAACUAACCCAGGACAUCAGACCCAAUCCAUCCCACCUGAGAGGAGCUGGCGGACCCCAUGCCAGCUCUCCCGGCAGGGUGGCCCCAUUCCCAGCAAGCAACAGCCGGGCACCAGGAGAGGGCACCAUUCACCACAGUGUCUAGUGGCACACAAAGGGCCCGAACAGAGGGAACUGGGGCCCAGAGCCAAUGUCCCAGAGCCUCUGGGUGGGCUGUGGGCACCCCACACAUAGCCCUCCCAGACACUCCUAUUGCCUGCCCAGGAGCACACCUAGGCAGGGAGGGGAAAAGACCAGCCUCUAGGUCUGGGGCACCACACCCACCCCUGGGAUAAGGGCCACCCUUCUGCCCUCACCCAUGGCUGCUGCUCAGCUCCAUCACCUCAGGGCCACCCUUACUACCCUCUCCUCUUUUGCUACCCUGAGACCCCAGCCCUCUGUGCCGCACAGGCCUAUGCCUCCUCUCACAGUGCCCUGCCCUGUCAUCAUACUGUGGCAGAGCAUCCCAGCUCUCCCCCACCUGCCUCAGGGCACUGGCCCCCAGUUCAGGGCCAUCAGGAUAUCAACAGAAAGUGAUCAAGCUCUGGGGACAGGGAGCUUCCACCAUGUGAUGUGAUAAGUACCCGAUGGCAGGGCCUGCCUUGUGCUUAGGAGACCUCACCCAGCCCAGGACCCCCAAGAAUGACUGUCUGCUGUGCCCGUAUUCCUGGGAGCUGGAA
Messenger RNA from Fukomys damarensis (Damara mole-rat), 3215 nucleotides. RefSeq names its product tubulin tyrosine ligase like 10 (gene Ttll10). The coding region runs from base 352 to 1896 and encodes 514 amino acids. Gene Ontology annotation, biological process: protein modification process. The record is from RefSeq and is a predicted model, not a curated record. The transcript has 13 exons. NCBI's taxonomy places the organism in Eukaryota, Metazoa, Chordata, Mammalia, Rodentia, Bathyergidae.